Molecule: messenger RNA, 814 nt
Organism: Saprolegnia diclina VS20
Lineage: Eukaryota; Oomycota; Saprolegniomycetes; Saprolegniales; Saprolegniaceae
Exons: 1
Coding region: 16-732 (238 amino acids)
Molecular function (GO): protein binding
Source: RefSeq, a predicted model, not a curated record
AAAACGGGCCACGACAUGAAGCGCCAGCGCCCAGCCGACGCCGAGACGUCAUUGCUCUGCAUCUUCGUCUUCCUCGACGUCUCGUCGCUCUCUCGUGCGGCGCUCGUGGCUACAGGCUGGGCGAGCGCCGUCCGCUGUCUCCAUGCGCAGCGUCGCGCCGACCUCUCGAGUGGCAGCGAGCCGCGGCCGGUGAUGGUGCGUGGCGCCGCCGGGUACCCACACGGCUUUGCGUACCGCGCUUCGACGCGUCUACCUGCUGCAUACGACUGGCCGAUGGAUGCAACACGGACAGUCGACGUCUACGUGACCAAGCACGCAGCGAAAGGCUGGGCGCUCCAUGCCGCAUCCCCGAUUUCGCCCGGCGCUUACCUCGGCGAGUACGCUGGCGACUUCGUGCGCACAAGCGACAUGAACCGCGCGUCGACGUACAUUGUGAGCGUCCGCGAAGAGGCGACCGACUGCGUGCUGCGCACCAACGUUGACGCCGGCCGCGUCGGCAACUACACGCGCUUCAUCAACCACGCGUGCUCGCCCAAUGCAGUUCUAGACACAUAUCGCCGAGACGAUCGGCGCUGCGUGCUGCCUCGGCUCCAGGUUCGUGCGCUGCGACCUAUUGAAAGGGACGACGAAAUCACGAUCGACUAUGGCGUUGCCAGCGGCGUGGGCCACGCGCCGUGCCACUGCGGCAGCGCCAACUGCGUCGGCCGCCUCCCAUUCGACGCAAGCCUGUAGCACAGUGUUGUCAUCCCAGCUUCAGACAGGCGACGAUGAGCUUGCAUACAGUGUAAGGGUCAAUACACUGUUUAUUGGCCCU